Molecule: messenger RNA, 1062 nt
Organism: Odontomachus brunneus
Lineage: Eukaryota; Metazoa; Arthropoda; Insecta; Hymenoptera; Formicidae
Exons: 2
Coding region: 174-899 (241 amino acids)
Source: RefSeq, a predicted model, not a curated record
UUUUUAAGUGUAUUAUGUUUUUAUGAUUUAUCUAUGUUUUUUUCUUUCAGAACGUACAGAAUAUAGUGAUACCUUUAUUGUAUAAAUUCUACUUGAGCCAUUCUGCAAAAAGUUUUUAUAAGGAUCACAAUAAAUGCCGCUUGGAAUUAUUCAAAACGUUAAGGGCUUUACAAAUGAAUCCACAUACUACAUUGAUAUCUCCUAUAGAGUACUAUUUGGAAAUAUCACAUAAAGCAGCUUAUGAUGUUGAUUUAAAUAUUGUGCAAGAAGCAAGACUCGCAUUAGCCGAAUUGGAAAAAAUUAUACAUCCUAUUGCCCCCACAUUACAAUUACCGCUACAAAGGGAUAGUGAUAGUGAGUUUCUUCUUGAAGAUCAAGUAGAAGAAAUUACUAUUGCUGGUACUGCAACUAAUUCACUUAAGAGAAACGGAAGUGAACAAGAACUUUUUGAGGAAACAGAUGCAAUGUCAUCUACAUGUAAAAGAUCAAAAAUAAUCGUGCCAAAACAUACAGGAACUAGACAGGAUAGAAACAAUACAGAACCAGUCGAAAUAGCCGAUAACGAGAAGAAUUUUAAUGAACAUCAAGCAGAUCAGAAUUCACAUGAAAAUACAAGAAAUUUAUUACAAAAAAGAGAUCAAGUAGACAAUGAACUUACAAAUGUUAAUACCGAAACCGGAAUGGAAUGUGAAUCAGUUGCAUGUGUUACUAUAGAUGAUACGGAACAAUGCGAGUUACUUGAAGAUUCGCCACUUGCAGACGAAACAGAUAAAAUAUUAGGAAGUUCUCCAAUUGCUGAAAAAAUGCAAAAAAAGAUAGCAGAAGAGGCAAUUCAGCAAGAAGAAGAAGAAUCAGAUGAUAACCUAGAGACACUUAAACUAUUCAGUGAUAUUUCAUAGACUGUCCUGUUCUUAAAAAUUGUUAUUAGAUAAAUUUAUAUAUAUAUAUAUUUAUAUAUUUAUUUAUUUAUUUUUGCAAUAAUAGUAUAUUAUUAAAAAAUAAAAAGUGGAUGCGAAGUUGUUUAGCCCAUGAAUGGUAUUGACGGUACAGGCACCUUUGAAA